This is a messenger RNA of Phytophthora infestans T30-4, 5367 nucleotides long. Its product is annotated as chromodomain-helicase-DNA-binding protein, putative. Gene Ontology annotation, biological process: chromatin remodeling. Gene Ontology annotation, molecular function: ATP-dependent chromatin remodeler activity; histone binding; chromatin binding. The record is from RefSeq and is a predicted model, not a curated record. Lineage: Eukaryota; Oomycota; Peronosporomycetes; Peronosporales; Peronosporaceae. The transcript has 3 exons. Bases 1 to 5367 code for a protein of 1788 amino acids. Gene Ontology annotation, cellular component: chromatin; nucleus.
AUGGCCACGCCCGACCCCACGCCCUACUGCGUGUGUCAGCAGACCGAUGGCGCCGGCAUCAUGAUCGAGUGCAUCCGCGGCUCCGGCGGCUGCAACGGAUGGGUACACCCGAGCUGUUGUGGCCUCAUCCUGACCCAAGAGGAGCUAGAGGCCCUGGACGCGUACGUGUGUCCGCUGUGUGAGAAGCCAGACGAUGAUUUCACCAAGUUGACGGCCUUCAACACGAGCUUGGCCAACCGGCAGGCCAAGCGCGAGCGUAAGCGCAAGUUGCAGCCGGCUAAACCGGUCAAGGAGCCGUGGAUCUGCGCGGCCUGCCAGCAUCCGAACCGCGAUCGUCGCACGCGCGAGUGUGAGGCCUGCCACACACGUCGCGUCAUGACCAAGAAGCCUCGGGACAAAGAUCUAAACGACGACGACAAGUCCCGGCAGCUGGCCCAGCAGCUACAGGACGAUCGUCGCCAUAGUAAACGUUCGGCCAAUAAGAAACGGAAGUCGUACCACGUCCCCAACUCGGACGAAGAUAUCGCGAGCUCAGACAGUGACUCAUACAAGACGAAGGCCAAGAAACACAAGAAGCGGCCGAGAGACGACGACUCGGAAUCCGACGAGGCCGAGUUCGAGCUGGACACCAGCAAGCUCAAGCAGGAGGCCAAGCCGGCCGACGACCAGGCCGCAGUGGCCACCAUGGUGAUCGAGAAGAUCAUGGGCGUACGACAACGAGAGGUCGUGGAACCAGCUCCAACACCGCCGGCCGACUCGGCCAGCGCCAAUUUGUUUGCUAAUCGACCGGCCAAGACGACGAUCUCCGAGUAUCUCAUUAAGUGGAAGGGAUUCGCCUACAUGCACGCGUCGUGGGAGACCAAACAAGUGCUGCUGGAGCUGGAUCCGCUCACGAACAAGCAGAAGAUCAAGCGUUUCCACGAGAAAGAGCAGCACAGACUACAGUACCCACAUCGUCAAGCUGGCGACAUGGACGAGGAUUCCCUUGCGGCUGAUGAGCUCGAGUACUUUAACCCCGAGUACCUGGAGAUCCACCGUAUCAUCGCCCAUCGUCAGGACACGCCCAUGUCCGCAGAUCCCAAUUUCCCGGACGCGCCCGAGGACGACGGCAUGCGUUACUACAUCAAGUGGCGGAUCCUGCCGUACACUGAUGCCACGUGGGAGCGUGCGUGUGAUAUCAAGGACGAUGCGGCGUUGACCAAGUAUAAAGCGUCCAUUGUUGUGCCCGACGAGGAAGUGUGGAAGCCACGACCUCGGCCGAGUAUUCGCGAGUACCGCAAGCUGGAGGAAUCGCCCAAGUUCGGCGAAGAUCAGUCGCUCUCGCUGCGUGCGUAUCAACUGGAAGGACUGAACUGGCUGCUGUGGAAUUGGUACAAUGAACGACCGAGUAUCCUGGCCGACGAGAUGGGACUGGGAAAGACGAUCCAGACACUGUCGUUCCUGAAUCUCCUUCGAGAUGACCCCAAGAUUAAGAUCCGAGGCCCGUUCUUGAUCGUCGCGCCGCUUUCGCUGAUUGUGCAAUGGCAGAACGAGUGUGAGAUGUGGACGACGAUGAAUUGCGUCGUGUAUCAUGGCAACAGCGCGUCGCGGGAGAUCAUCCGCGACUUUGAGUUCAAGUAUCUGGACGACCAACUGCGGCCGGACAAGAAGAGGACGUACCGCUUUAACAUUCUCGUGACGACGUACGAAGUGGCUAUUAAGGACAUUGCCGUGCUCUCGAAGAUCCAUUGGCGAUGUCUUGUGGUGGACGAAGCGCACCGUUUGAAGAACCAGUCGUCACGUCUUGUGGAGCAGAUGCGCUCGCUGCGUCGAGACCACUGCGUACUCCUGACGGGCACUCCUCUUCAGAACAAGACGGAGGAAUUGUGGGCGUUACUGAACUUCUUAGACGCGAAAUCGUUCCCCAGUGUCUCGGAUUUCCUCGCCAAGUUUGGCGAUCUCCACGAAGCGCAACAAGUGGCUGAUCUGCACAAGAUGCUGAAGCCGUAUCUCUUGCGUCGUGUGAAGGAGGAUGUCGAGAAGUCGCUCCCGCCCAAGGAAGAGACGAUUGUCGAAGUGGAACUCACACCCGUGCAGAAACAGUGGUACCGUGCGAUUUACGAGCGAAACACGUCUUUCUUGAACCGUGGCGGCAACCCACGCAACGUCCCGAACCUCAUGAAUGUCAUGAUGGAACUCCGCAAGUGCUGCAACCAUCCGUACCUGAAUAAUGGCGUGGAGGAGAUUCUGAACGAAGGCCUGACGACAGACACGCAGCGUCACGAAAUGUUGGUCAAGUGUUGCGGCAAGAUGGUGUUGAUUGACAAGCUGUUGCCACGUCUGAACGACGGAGGACACAAGGUCUUGAUUUUCAGUCAGAUGGUGCGUGUGCUGGACAUUAUCGAGGAUUAUCUACGCUACUGUGGGUACCUGUACGAGCGCCUGGACGGCAAUAUUCGAGGAAAUGACCGUCAAGCAGCAGUGGAUCGCUUCGUAAAGCCAGAGUAUAAGCGGUUUGUCAUGCUGUUAUCAACCAAAGCUGGCGGGUUGGGACUCAACUUGACGGCCGCAGACACUGUGAUCAUCUUUGACAGUGAUUGGAACCCUCAGAACGAUCUGCAAGCUCAAGCCCGUGCGCAUCGAAUCGGCCAGACCCACUCGGUGAAGAUUUAUCGUCUCAUCACGCGUAAGACGUACGAGAUGCACAUGUUCCACAAGGCCUCGUUGAAGCUGGGACUGGACAAGGCAGUGCUCACGCACAUGCGUCGUGAGAACGAAGAAGAAGGCGGCAAGAAACGGAACAAGAGCUCUAAGGCUGAAGAGUCGAAGGAGAUCGACGAGCUGCUGAAACGUGGAGCCUUCUCCAAGGCCAGUUUUGUGUCGGCCACGACGUCGGAUGAUGUCGAUCUGGACGAUCCGGACUUUUGGAAGAAAGCUGUGGGUCUGACCGAGCCCGACCCGAUAGAAGCCGAAGAUUUGCUGCCGCAGCAACGCAAGCGAACGCGUGUGGCCCGUUUUGGCGAUGGCGGGAGCUUCUCGGACGGCAGCAUCUCGGAUGAUGAAUUCGAGCAGGAGAAACGCGACAAGGAGAAGGAAGAGCGCGAACGGCUUGAAGAGAAGAGUGCGCCUCGAGAGUGGACACAGAAUGGACGCGAUCGUCUGCAACGGGCGCUGAUGCACUACGGAUUCGGUCGCUGGGAGAUCAUUCGAAGUCAGAGUGGCGGGAGUCGCUCAGUUAAUGAGGUGGAGCGCUUUGCGCGUGGGUUUAUUUAUGUGUCCGCCUUGGCGUGUGAGCAGCGCAAAGAUGACUCUACCUUUGUGAAGGCUUCGAUCCACGCCGCGUCGUUGGCGCAGCAGGAGAAUCUGAUCGAUGAAGAAGACUUGUCGCCGGUUCUGAAAGAAGAAGACUUUGUGCUCAAGUCCAAACAAGGUGGCGGACGUCGUGUGGUGCUGUACAAGGAGAGCGAGGAUCCGUCCAAGCCCAGACCCAGCGCUGCUGCCAGUAUCGACGAACGUGCCGCGUAUUAUGGCGUCGAUAAGUUGGUGCCGCAUAUCGAGCUGGUCGACGUGGGCGAGCGACCAACGUGGACUCAGAUCACGCCGUGGUGGAACGAGGACGCGGACAGAAACUUGCUGAUGGGCGUAUUCCUUCACGGAUACGGCCGAUGUGCCCAGAUCCUGGCCGAUCCUCGUCUGUAUUUCGCUCGAUUAGAGAAAGCAGCGCGUGAUCAAGUGGAAGCAAGCAAUGGGAGCAGCUCGAACCAGAGCUCUGCUACUGUGCCUGUGCCUGUGGCUGCGCCUGUGGAAGAAGGCGACGUGGAUAUGAGCGACUCGGAAAGUGCGUCGAGUUCAGCGAACGAUGACAGCGCUUUGAAGAGUAACGGGAAGAUUGAAGCGGGUGAUGUGACAGCAGCAGCGAGCUCCUUUAAGCAGCCAGAAGUGCAGCAUAUGAAUCGAUUACUAGGCUGGCUGUUGUCUGCAGAGGAGAUCAAGCGACGUCAUGAGAAGGACAAGUUUAAGAAGGAGCGUGUGGCUAUGGAACAGCGACGUCAAAUUGCUCAGGAAAUGCGUGCACGGACCAUGAUGCUGCGUCGAUUGGAGCUGAAGGCCAUGCAGCUUGCUCAGGUGGAUAUUCUUCGUCACGUGGCGGUGCUGCACAAUGCUCGACAACUUCCCGAAGCGACAGUGGCUCCGUCUUCCCAUCAUCGUAUGAAAAACACAGACUGGACUAAGGACGAACGUCGCUCGUUCGCGUACAUGAUGGCGAUCCACGGCGCGCCUCGGAUCUUGGCCAAACGAGCCGUUGUUGCGCCGGAUGGUCGAGCGACACCGUCGAUGCUACCGUUUGUUACAGAACAAGCGCGCGAGUUCUCGUGGGAGACGGACAGUGUGUCGUGGCGCAAUAUUGUGGAGUGGGGCAAUCUUAACAAGACGGCGACGAUGGCUCGUUCGUUCUACGAGACCAAGUUUGCUCCCAAGUGCCGUGAAGUGGCUCGCAUGCGUGCCGAUCCGCUGGGUUCUGAUCAGCGUGCAGUGGCGCUGGGCGAUUUGAUUGGCAUUGAGUUCGUGGACGCGUAUGAAGGUGUGUUGGCGCAUGGCCUCAAGGCUCGUAACACUGCCUGGGUGACCAUGCGACGGACUCAAGUGCUGGAAGAUGUGCUGGAUAUUCUGUCCACGAAGCGAGUUGCGUUGGAAGCGUAUCUGAAGUCCGGACAGGAGAGUUUGGUGACGGACAUGCCCGUGUGGUGGUGUCCGUGGAUUCACGACUUGGGCGUCUUUUACGGCAUGGCACAUCAUGGUGUGUACGGCUGGGAACGAAUGAUGCUGGACCGUCAGUUGCCGUUCCAUCGCCAGGCACGAGAGCAUCAUAUUCGCACGGUGUUUCUCGAAGGUACAUCCACUUUCCAACCACUGUAUCGUCAUCAUUUUAAGUCGACAGCCGAGAUGAAUGAGUGGUUCAUGCGGGUUAUGAACGAGUUCCCAUCUCUCUCGAUCCUGGAGCGUAAAGUGGAGACGAUCUGUGCUGCUGUUCUCGAGGAGUUUGGAAGCUCGAUUGAGCGAUAUGUGGAGCCCGAAGAGCGUCGCGAGUUCAGUUUAUCGCCGCCAGGCAACUGCUUCGAGGAGCUGGUCUUGUCUCGUGUGAAGCAAGAGGAGGAGUUGCUUCCUAGUAUUGAGCCUCUUCCGGCCACCUCUAGCGAAGAGAAUGGUGGACAUCCUGAGGCUUUAACGGCGUUUUUAAACGAGUCACAAGGCCGUCGUGACGAGUAUUUACGUGAAGCGGAAGCUUCGAACGCUGUCGGCUCUGUAACCUCAAAUAUUGCCACUAAAGAAGUGCCCAAGGGACAAGACACAUCGUCGCAGCUUCCUAUCGAGAUGCUCGUGUCGUAG